AUGACAGAUCGGCCUGUUAUCACCAUCGAAAGUUACACCAUAUACUGCGACGAUGCUGAUGAGAACGAAAUAGGUGGCUGUGCGAUAGCUGUGAGAAAGAAAGAUUGCAAGGACCUGGUGGAGGAAUUUGGCUUAACGUCGUCUAGAUGCGCCUUCUUACGACUGCGGGAUCGCAGAGGACGUAAACUCUGGAUCGUAAGUGCUCACGCACCUACGGAAACCGCUGAGGACAACAGUAAGGACGCCUUCUAUGAUGAAAUUAAUACGUUGAUCUCUAAAAUAUCCAGCGAGCAGAUUAUUGUCGGAAUCGACGCAAAUGCAAAGAUUGAACUCGAACAACAUCGGACAGUAGUGACCGUCUGGUUGACUUGUGCGAACAGACGGGCCUCAUAA
Molecule: messenger RNA, 393 nt
Organism: Necator americanus (New World hookworm)
Lineage: Eukaryota; Metazoa; Nematoda; Chromadorea; Rhabditida; Ancylostomatidae
Exons: 1
Coding region: 1-393 (130 amino acids)
Source: RefSeq, a predicted model, not a curated record